CAAAUCUGACAGUUUGCGUGAGUUUGCCGUUCAGUUUGGUCGCGUGCUUCCAAAAUGUUCAAGAAUCCGCCUCCACUGAGCCGCGUUCCGGGCGAUCCUUCGCGGAGCCGCGACUCUGAGAAGCAGGGCUACAUCCGGGACAUCAGCAAGCUGAGCAAAACCGAACUACUGGACUUGAAGUUGCGCCAGGAGCUGCUGCUGAACAACAGGGGCAGGGUUGCGAAACUUCCGGACAAGGGCGCGAAAAUUCGGUUGUUUUAUGAGCAGAUUGUGAAGCAGUUGGAGGCGCACAGCAAUGUGGACCGGGCGGCGGAACUGUUUUCCGAGUUGAAUAUCGCCUCGGUGGGGAAGAGGUCGCUCACCAAGUUGGAGUGGAGUGGUCAAUUGGGUGGGGGACGGGAGGAUGACGGGGUGGACAGUGACGAUGAGGAGGAGACGGAUCCGUUGAAGAUUUUGGCGCAGAGUACACACACGGAAAAGGUGGUGUUGGUGGCCAAGCCGGAACCUUCGCUGAUUACGGAGCAGGAUUUGAAGGACAUUGAAGAGUUGAAGCAGGAGCAACAGGUGGAAUGUGCCCCGGCGGAACUCAUCGAGGUUGACGUGGCAAAGAGCGUCGGAAAGCUGAGUAGUAUUCUGGAGAAGCGCCAGCAGGCUGUGGCCAACGAGUUGUACGACGGUCACGCGAUCUACAUCUGUAACAAGGAACGCAGCACCGCCCAGAAAUCGAAAUACCUCCCGUUCCGAACGACCAAAACGGACGUCCACCAGCCGGAUAAGGAGAAAACCCGCCACGAGAAGCACCUCAAGUCCUGGGAAAACACGGCGGCCACUCCGCCCUCACUCAAGCACUCCCCCACGAAGCUGUUAACGCUGGAGGAAGGCGUCAUGCUGCAGGCUGAGAAGAACAAACUGCUCGAGGACACCCGCCGGCUGUACGCCGAAGAUCGGCUCAAGCAGCACGAGGAAAUCCGCCGGAAGGUUCUCGAGACGGUGCAGAACGAUGUAAUGCCGGGUUCGAGCGGUUUCACCACCUAUCGGGAUGCUUCCUCUGGAGAGGAGGACGGAGGCGAUGAGAGUGACGCGGACGGGAGCAGCGACGAGGGGUUCGAGGUUGAGGUGCAGGAGGAUUAGAGCGAAUGUAAGUUAUUAUUAUUUUGUUUCCAUUUUAUUAUGUUUCAUUUCAACAAUAUACUCUGUGAUUAAAUGAUGUAAUCAA
Messenger RNA from Culex quinquefasciatus (southern house mosquito), 1216 nucleotides. RefSeq lists its product as uncharacterized. Gene Ontology annotation, molecular function: transcription elongation factor activity. Gene Ontology annotation, biological process: transcription elongation by RNA polymerase II. The transcript has a single exon. Gene Ontology annotation, cellular component: nucleus. Bases 55 to 1131 code for a protein of 358 amino acids. Lineage: Eukaryota; Metazoa; Arthropoda; Insecta; Diptera; Culicidae. The record is from RefSeq and is a predicted model, not a curated record.